Molecule: messenger RNA, 1640 nt
Organism: Siniperca chuatsi (mandarin fish)
Lineage: Eukaryota; Metazoa; Chordata; Actinopteri; Centrarchiformes; Sinipercidae
Product: glutathione S-transferase A-like
Exons: 6
Coding region: 126-806 (226 amino acids)
Biological process (GO): glutathione metabolic process
Molecular function (GO): glutathione transferase activity
Source: RefSeq, a predicted model, not a curated record
GCUUGAGAUCCCCGUGAACUGUGGAAAGAGUAAACAAUCCCUUUUUCUCGUUUUCUCCUCAGUAUCAGCGAAGAAUUUACAUUGAUAUCAGAGGGCUCAGGCUGUAGGCUGUUAAAACUAAAACCAUGGCCAAGGACAUGACUCUGCUGUGGGGCUCCGGCUCUCCUCCCUGCUGGAGGGUGAUGAUCGCUCUGGAGGAGAAGAACCUGCAGGGCUACAACCAAAAACUGCUCUCCUUUGAGAAAAUGGAGCACAAGUCACAGGAAGUGUUAGAUAUAAAUCCCAGAGGACAGCUUCCCUCUUUAAAACAUGGAGACGUCAUCGUGAAUGAAUCCUACGCAGCAUGUUUUUACCUGGAGAGUCAGUUUAAGUCCGAGGGAAACAAACUGAUCCCAGACAGCCCGGCAGAACAAGCACUGAUGUACCAACGCAUGUUUGAGGGUCUCACAUUCUACGAAAAACUCACCGCAGUUCUCUACUAUGACUGGCUUGUCCCUGAAGGAGAGAGGCAUGACUCAGCUGUGAAGAGAAACAGGGAAGCUCUGGCCACUGAACUCAAGCUCUGGGAGGAUUACCUGCAGAAGCUGGGCUCCGACUCUCACCUGGCAGGACCAUCCUUCUCACUGGCAGAUGUGACCGUUUUCCCAACUGUUGCUUUUCUUUUCAGAUUUGGGUUGUCUGCUGAGCAUUACCCUAAACUGGGAGAGUAUUAUGCUCUGUUGAAGGAGCGGCCCAGCAUCAAAGCCAGCUGGCCUCCUCAUUGGCUGGAGAACCCCAAGGGACAAGACACACUCAAAGACAUCUGAGAUUAACACACACUGUACAGUUGGUUUCUAUAAAAAUGCUUUUGCUUUUGUGUAAUACAGUUUCAGCUCACCUUUUGGCAAAUAUGAUACAGCUCUUUUAUUUUUCUGAUAUGGUCAAGGAAAGAAAGCGUUGAGAUCACCAGUAUGUGCUAAAUAUACUAGUGUUAAAAGGGCAGAAAUGUGGUUUGUUUUGUCAAACUAACUUUUAUAUUUAGUUUAAAAGUGUUUAAAAGAGUUCUGUUUCUGUCAAAUAUUUGACAAAAAUCGGUUGAUAAACACAGGCUAUGUUAAACUGUGCAACACGUGUUGUUUGCAGGGUAACGGGCAUAAGUAGCAGGCAAAAUGUCACAUUGUGAUAUUGUUGACAUAGCAUCUUUAGUUGCUCAGAUACAUGGUGUGUAUAACUAACAUCAAUCUAUGUUGGCUAAUACAUGUACAAGUUACUAUAACAGCAGUUUUCAAUGCAUUUUCAGUCUUCUUGUGAAGUCAGUUAUUUUAGUGUAAUAGGUUUCAGCCUAUUUGUUGUACUAAAUAACCUCCACUCCAGGGUACAUGUCCUGCGGCUCCACACUGCAUUGUAGACCACUAUACUGGCUCUACAAUGAUACUGCAGCAUAGGCCAAAUAAAACCUAGAGGUCACUGUUGAAGUCUGAGAGUAAGAUAUGUGUUACAGUUUGGACUUUACAGUUGCUGUUGUAGAGCUUAAGUGGUUAGAUGGUCACAUAAGAGGUGAACACAACAUUGCUUGAACCCCAAUAUUCAGGGCAAGUCUAGCAUGGAUUUUCAGUGUCACGUCUCAAUAAAAAAAAGUUGGCAGUGUCUGAGGACAUGAA